GCCGGAACACAGAACUUCGCGCAAUUGGAGUCCCUCGAUGUCAGUCAACAGCAGCUUUGCCACCACCUCUCCUGAUUCUCUUCUCUGCUGCACUUGGCGACCAUAUCGGCCGUCAGGGAAAGAAAUGCCAACGGGAUGAGGGGAUCGUAGGCCAUGUAAAUACAAAAUGUUAAACGUUUACGAGUUCAUCGACACAUUGACGCGCAGUUUGCUUUUCGAUGAUCGCAGUUAUGGUCCCGAUCGUAUCCCGUCCGUGUGUUUUAUCCACCACCGUCUGUAGCCUCGGGAAAACGCACCCGACUGUUCUUGAUAGCAUUUUUUUCGCAAACAAAAGAAGACACCCGAAAAAACAAUAAAAGAGCGCGACAGAAGGAUCGAUCCAGGUGCCCCCACCUCAUGGAGAAAGUUGGCAAGGUGUGGAGCAACCUUAAGAAGGGAUGUCAAUCUCUGCUCCACACAGAUGGGGGUUCUCGCAUUGAAAGGCCACCACAGCUUCAACCGCAAACAGACACUGUUUGCCAGAGUGGGGACAAGGCCCAGGCAGACAUCACUCUGGAGGCUGUUAGUCCCUCUAGCAGUGUGGCAGCACUCCCUCUAGUGGCAUGGAGGACCAGUGGGAGUGUGACACGACAGGGCCACAACUGUGUAGUGGAUGUACCCCAGAUACUAGAGAUCACAGUCGAGCAGGAUACUGAAGAUGCUCGAGCUCCCUUGGGAGCUCGGAGAGACUCUUACUCACGUCAUGCACCUUGGAGUGGAAAGAAGAGACACUCGUGUUCCACUAAGGCUCAGAGCUCUCUGGAGACCACAGAUCGACGAUCAGGUCGGUCUCGGCGCAGGCAUGGGGCUGGUAGCAGCCGUGAGGAACUGGAGUCAGGGGGAGCACGCUCCCUACGGCAGCAGAUUCAUGAUACAGUGGGCCUGUGCCUGCCACUGCGUUCAUCCUCUCGGAACACUCACCUUCCACCACCCAAACGUAAGAUACAAAUCACAGAGCUGAUGCUAGAGACAUGCCCCUUCGCUCCAGGAUCAGACCUUGCCCGAAAAUGGCACCUCAUUAAACAGCACACAGCACCAGUCACAGUGACACAAGUAGAUUCAUCCACAGAUGCUUGCAGUGCUACCUGUGCAUCUCCGGAAGAUGAAGAGGAGCGCUUGAGAGAGAGAAGACGACUCAGCAUUGAGGAGGGUGUUGACCCACCUCCAGAUGCCCAAAUUCACACAGUGGAGGCUAUCACAGCGCCUCUGGCUUCCCUUUAUAAACUGGGACCUAAAUUGGCCCCUGGAAUGGGUGAGGCCACAGGAGAUAGCCGGGGGGCAACAGCAGCUAACUGUGACUCUGAGGAUGACGAUACCACCACUCUUUGCUUGCAAGCUCGCAGGCCCAAGCAGCGGCACGCUUCGGCGGAGGGCAUCCUGAGCAGCAAGCAACAGGGGCCUUGGAAAGUACACACUCAGAUUGACUACAUACACUGCUUGGUUCCAGAUCUGCUACAGAUCACAGCACUUCCCUGCUACUGGGGUGUGAUGGACCGUUAUGAGGCUGAAGCACUGCUGGAUGGUCGGCCUGAGGGAACCUUUCUCCUGCGAGACUCGGCUCAAGAAGACUACCUGUUUUCUGUUAGCUUCCGCCGCUAUGGCCGUUCGUUGCACGCUCGCAUUGAGCAGUGGAAUCACAACUUCAGUUUUGAUGCACACGACCCUUGCGUGUUCCAUGCAGCCACCGUCACGGCACUCUUGGAACACUACAAGGACCCUAGCGCUUGCAUGUUCUUUGAGCCAUUGCUCACUGUUCCUCUGCACCGGACUUUUCCAUUUGGCCUGCAAAGCCUGGCUCGAUCAGCCAUUUGCGGUGGGGUCACCUACGAUGGCAUCGGGGCACUGCCACUGCCCCCUGCUCUGCAGGACUACCUCAGGGAGUAUCAUUAUAAGCAGAGGGUCCGCGUACGCUGGCUUGAGAGAGAACCAGUCAAGGCCAAGUGAGGCAGGGCAGAUACUUCUCAGCUCUCCAACAGGAGUAGUCCAUUCAGCACUUUGCAGAGGUGGAGGAAUUAGUUUUUUUUGGGGUGGGGGGAUGUUCAGGGUUGAAAGGAGGGACCUGAAACUGAACACUAUAUAAGCUCCUAUCAUUUUUUUAUCACUCUUAACAAACAAAAGAAAUUACAUAUACAGUGGCUCUCCAGUGUGCACAUUUCAUUACAGCUUCUGGAAUAGAAAGCAGCAGCCGAGGUCUCAUUUUCCCUUCUCCCUCAGUUUCCAUGGCUAUGGGGGAAUCUGCAGAUACAGAUAUUUUCAUACCCCUCCACUCUUUCACUGCUUGACUUUGUGGUUUAUAGCCAUUUCACUUUAUUUUUGUUGUACCGUUUACCUGCUCUCAAAUCCCUUACGUUAAAUAUGCAUUGUUAAUGUUCAAAGUAACAUUGCGGACAAAUUUUGAGAGAAGGGGAAAUGAAGGGUGAUGUUCAAAUAUUGCUUUCCCAGCUUCUUUCAUCAUCCUUAGCUUUUAUGGUGCUCUGUCAGUGGUUCCUAUGGUAACAUUCUGCGCUCAUUCCGUUGUUAAAGGAGGAGGCAUUCUAGAGCAGGACAUAGAAAGGCUUUCAUCCUGCUCAUAGAGAACGAGACGAAGAAAUCAUGAAAGAUGGAUUGACUUUAAACUAUGUGUCCAGACAGCUUUUGGGAAUGCGUUGCAGUGGAGAGAAGGGUUCUAUGGCAUUCUGCUUCCAGGAAGCGAUAAGAUGUGCACAACGUGGCACGGUGUGAUGUGAGAGUGCUCGGUUUUCAAAAAACAUAGUUACUCACACUCUGCGUUCUGUUGCUGUCAAUGUUUUGUAAUCAUUAAUUCCUACCACUAAUUGCACAGGGGGGUGACUAAUUCUGUAUCGUCUUUUUUGUAUUGAUUUGAAUGGUCUAUCAGUGCCCUGGAGGUUGGGCGCUGGUUGAGAGCACUUUAACUUUAACUGUGCUUAUGUUAGUGGGUGAAGCAAAGGCAAUACAUUAACCUGCUACACUGGGACCAUUGCUUUUAGACAUAAACACCCUCCUAUAUAGGAAUAAA
Messenger RNA from Puntigrus tetrazona (Sumatra barb), 3055 nucleotides. It is a transcript of the gene socs5a, whose product is annotated as suppressor of cytokine signaling 5a. Gene Ontology annotation, cellular component: phosphatidylinositol 3-kinase complex. Bases 397 to 1983 code for a protein of 528 amino acids. Gene Ontology annotation, molecular function: 1-phosphatidylinositol-3-kinase regulator activity. Gene Ontology annotation, biological process: phosphatidylinositol phosphate biosynthetic process; intracellular signal transduction. The transcript is spliced from 2 exons. The record is from RefSeq and is a predicted model, not a curated record. Lineage: Eukaryota; Metazoa; Chordata; Actinopteri; Cypriniformes; Cyprinidae.